AUGCUCGAAAUGGGCUCCACACUCUCAUCAUCGCCGUCUUCUCGUGUUGUAGCAGCUACAACGACGACUAUUAAAAAAACGAUUGAAAUAGCACAAAACAACAAACAAUAUAUUAUUCGGGAUGGAUUGAGAUUUGUCAUACCGUAUUGGUUAGAUUUUAGUACGGGAUGUAGAGACCGAUGGAUUCGAAGAAAAGUGUUUGAAGUCUAUCGGAGUGAAUUUCCCUACUUUUCUGAACAGUAUUUAAAAAAGGCUUUUGAAUUGGGAAGAUUAAAACAAAACAACAAGGUGAUUCAUGAUUUAGAUACUGUUAUGGAAAAGAACAAGUCUAUUACUCAUCGGGUUCAUUUCCAUGAAAAACCAAUUUAUAAUAGAAAUAUUAAUAUAUUAUAUGAUGAAAAGGACUUAUUAGUUGUUGAUAAACCUCCAUCAUUUCCGAUACAUCCGUGCGGUCGCUACAGAAAAAACUCAUUAACUUUCAUUCUUGAAGAAGCUGGAUACAAUAAUUUACAUACAGUUCAUCGAUUAGAUCAUAGUACAUCAGGUGUAUUGAUGAUUGCUAGAGAUAAGAAAGUAGCUCAAUCUAUUGUAAAUAUGAUUAACACUAGGGAAAAUACAAUUGGAAAAUAUUAUUUAUCAAUAGUGAAGGGAAAUUUUGGAAAAGAAAAUUUAACAACAAGUGGAUUUUAUGAAGAAGCGCAAGUCGUGCAAUGUGAUACAAAAGUUUAUUGCAAAGAUCACAAAAAAGGAAUUUGGUCUGCGAGUGACGAGUUGGGAACGUUUGAUGCGCUCACAUUUUAUUGCCCUAUUGCGUACAACAAGGAAGAAAAUAUUUCACUCGUAAUGUGCAAACCAAUAACGGGAAGAACUCAUCAAAUCAGAAUUCAUCUCGAAGCUCUUGGAUUUCCAAUAAGUAAUGAUUUUUUCUAUAAUCGAGAAUUUGUUAAAGAAAUGGAAAUGAAGGAGAAACCGAACGAAGCACCAGCAUCAAAUACUAUAUUGUCCUGCAAUAGUGAACAAAACACUCUGAAAAGAAAAGACAUUGACAUCACCGACAAUAAUGAAACAAAGGAAAAUUGUUUGCAACAAGCAAAAAAGAAACAAAAAUGUGAAAAUGUAAACGAAGAGAACACUGCAACGGGCAAAAGAAAGACAACUGGCAAAAAAUUUGAAGACGAGGAAAGUAAGGUUCAAGAAUAUGAGGAUGUUUGCGUGAAUUGCAACCCGUUUUACUCUGCCAUGCAGCCUUUUGAAGAAAACACUCCAUUAUGCAUUUUUCUGCACUCUUGGAGAUAUGAGCUAACAGACGAAUGGACUUUCGAGACACCUGUUCCGUCAUGGGUUUUUGAAAAGUUUCCAGCUAUUGAUUCAAGGAAUGAAGAAUCGUUGAGACAAAAGCUCAUACGUAUUAAAGACAUCAUGACCCAGACAAGCUCAACAAAAGACUAA
Messenger RNA from Naegleria fowleri, 1449 nucleotides. RefSeq lists its product as uncharacterized. The transcript has a single exon. The coding region runs from base 1 to 1449 and encodes 482 amino acids. Lineage: Eukaryota; Heterolobosea; Eutetramitea; Acrasida; Naegleriidae. Gene Ontology annotation, biological process: pseudouridine synthesis. The record is from RefSeq and is a predicted model, not a curated record. Gene Ontology annotation, molecular function: RNA binding; pseudouridine synthase activity.